Strigops habroptila (Kakapo) is the source of this 2586-nucleotide messenger RNA. It is a transcript of the gene RETREG2, whose product is annotated as reticulophagy regulator family member 2. The record is from RefSeq and is a predicted model, not a curated record. The transcript has 9 exons. Lineage: Eukaryota; Metazoa; Chordata; Aves; Psittaciformes; Psittacidae. Bases 186 to 1856 code for a protein of 556 amino acids.
GUGGCCCGAGCCCGCCUCCCCGGGCGCGCGCGCGGCCAGUCCCUCCCCGCCGCGGGGCGGGCUGCGCAUGCGCGCGGCGCCAGCGGCCGCGGGUCCCCCGCAGGCGGUUCCGCCCGGCCGGGCCGGUGCAGCGCUCGGCGCUCCGCCCGCCGGUGACAGCGGCCCCUCCCCUGCUCCCCGCAGCCAUGGCGAGCGGCCGGGCCGAGGAGACAGCGGCGGCGGCAGCCGAGGAGGAGGAGGAGGAGGCGGCGGCGGCGGCGGCGGCGCGGUUGGCGGCGACGCUGCGGCAGCGGCUGCGGGGCUGGGAGGCGGCGCUGGCGGCGGCGCAGCGGCUGCUGGUGUGGGAGAGGCCGCUGCACAGCCUGGUCACCGCCGCCGCGCUCAGCGGGGCCCUCUGGUUGUUUUCCUCCACCUCCCUGAGACCCCUCUUUCUCCUCAGCAUGUCCCUUCUUGGCAUCCUCUUGCUGGAGAGGUGGAAGCCCAGGUUCCUGUUUGAUUUCUCAGCACAGCCAUCAGAGGAGCCGGGAGGGGAGAGUGAGGGGGUGACUUCAGGGGCACAACCUCACCUGCUCAGUGUCCCUGAGCUGUGCCACUGUCUGGCAGAGAGCUGGGUCACCUUCAGGCUGUACCUGCAGGAACUGCUACAGUACAAGAGGCAAAAUCCUGCCAAGUUCUGCAUGAGUGUCUGUUCAGGCUGCCUGAUUCUGGCUGUAGUUGGACACUAUGUUCCAGGCAUAAUGAUCUCCUACAUCAUUUUGCUCAGCAUUCUGCUCUGGCCUCUGGUAGUCUACCAUGAGCUGAUCCAGAGGAUGUACACACGUUUGGAGCCUGUCCUGAUGAAACUGGACUACAGUAUGAAGGCUGAAACGCUGCACCACAAGCAUGAGAAGAAGAAGCGACAAGGGAAGAGUGAGCCUGCAGCAGGUGAUGAGCCAACAGCAGAGACUGAGAGUGAGAGUGAGGCAGAGCUGUCAGGCUUCUCCCCAGUGGUGGAUGUGAAGAAGACUGCCCUGGCGCUGUCAAUCACAGAUUCUGAGCUCUCUGAUGAGGAGGCUUCCAUCCUGGAGAGUGGGGGCUUUUCUGUCUCAAGGGCUACCACCCCACAGCUGACGGAUGUUUCUGAAGACCUGGACCAGCAGAGCCUGCACAGUGAGCCAGAGGAGUCGUUUUCCAAGGACCUGGCAGAGUUUCCCUCUGUGGAAGAAUACCAUUCCAGAGACCUGGGACCACAGAGUGAUGAAGAUGCAUUUGGUGUGCCUCUGGGCCCCGAGCUUGCCCACGCUACCCAUGAGCUGGACUCAGCAGAGAAGGAGGCCACGGACUCUGGCCUUUCCAUCCUUCACCUCACGUCUCCUCUCCAUUUUGUAAAUACGCACUUCAAUGGGAGCGGGCAAGUGGCGGGAGACAGCGCGGCGCCAAAGCCUGCCCCUGCCCCGGGCCUGGGCGUCUGCAUCAACACGCUGAGCGAGGAGAUCGUCACCACUGCCAUCACCACCGCGGUGCAGAACACACUCUCCGCGCUGCUGCGGUCCUCCGAGGCCAGCGAGGGGCCCUCCCUCUCCGAGUUCCUCCCGACCGAGCCUGAAGAGAAACUGAGCUUCCAAGCACAGCUGUCAGAGAGUGAAGUGGUGGAGACAGAGACAGCAGCUUCACCGGAGGAUGAGGAGGAAGCAGAUGACUUUGAGCUACUGGAUCAGGGGGAGCUGGAGCAAAUGGAUGUGGAGCUGGGGCUCGGGGAGGAGCAGGAUGCACAAGAGUCUCCUUCCACUCUGGCUUCUCCCUCUCCCACACCUGCUGAGCUGCCAAAGCACGGAGAGGAGGAGGAGGCAGUGAUGAGAGCAGCAUCUAUGUCUUAGGUCUUCUUCACGCGCCCCUUUUCUUCCAUCGUCACUGGAAAGAAGGAAGAACUCACACGGUGAACGUGCAGCGGGUUUUUAGAUGUUUGUGUUGACUGGGAUGGAAACGCGUCAGUGUUAAUGUGCUGUGUCUGGAAUAACGAAUCCUUUCCAUCCUUCUAGAGCCCGGCCUUCGCUGGCUGAGGGGAGAUGCCCCUGCCCUGCGGCUGGGGAGGAGCCGGCUCCUAGAAGCCUUACGCCACAAUCGAAACACCAACCCCAGCAAACGCUUCCUAGUAAUGGUGCAGUAUUUUGGUCUGUCUUCUGUUUUGUCUUUUGUUUUGCACGCAGAGUACCGAGCUAGCUGUAGCUGCUGCUAAUACCCACAUCUCCAGUAGGACAUAUGCAAUCUUAUUUUAUUGGGUUUUUAAAUGGCUACAAGUGUAAAUAAUUUUAACUUUCAUUGGUUUUGUUCAGGGGGGAGGGAUGGGGUGCACAGUCAAACAUGGGUCUUGGGGGCUAGCAGGGGGAAAGGGGUCUUUGGAGGGGAGGGUAGCAGCAAGAGACUAAAGCAGAUGGGUGCUGGCAGGAAAGAGGCCCUUUCUGCAGACUGUUACCGCCACUCAUGUCACUGCUGGAACGGGGUGUUGGGCGAUACCUGUUUUUUUCCCCUGUCUGAUUUGAGUUCUGCUACUGGGUGGCUGUGGAGGUUUUUGCAAUCAAUGAAAUUCUCUCCUGGCCCUGUUCAGUA